GAACAUUCUUCACAUCUCUGUCGGUGCGCGGCCGAUUCACGUACACGUACCCGGGUGGCCCUGAAACGCAAGGAUAACUUUACACAGUUUAUAAAAAACUACAUUAACUCACAUAAGGAAUACACAUUUAAAAGCAGAUAGCAAUAACCGAGGUCUUUGAGUCGCUUCGGCUCGGAGUUGCAGAACUGUGUGGAACCUUUCAGAACUCGACACAAACAUUGCAUUUAAAGAAGACUUGUUGCACCUUCGGUAGCCUAUACAUCCAACUCUCUUUUCAUCAUUGCUUAUUUACCCGGGCCGUGGGCCGAGGCCAGCAUGGACCCCAGCAGCUGGAGCGGCAGCGAGAGCCCCGCCGAGGACAUGGAGCGGCUGAGCGACUCGGCCGACAAGCCCAUGGACAACGACGCCGAGGGCGUGUGGAGCCCCGACAUCGAGCAGAGCUUCCAGGAGGCGCUGGCCAUCUACCCGCCCUGCGGCCGCCGCAAGAUCAUCCUGUCCGACGAGGGCAAGAUGUACGGUCGGAAUGAGUUGAUAGCCAGGUACAUCAAACUACGCACGGGAAAAACAAGGACGCGCAAGCAGGUGUCUAGUCACAUGCAGGUCUUAGCAAGAAAGAAAGUUCGAGAAAUUCAAGCUGCUAUCAAGGUGUCUAGUCACAUUCAGGUUCUUGCCAGAAGGAAAUCUCGUGAGUUUCAUUCCAAGCUAAAGGUAUGCGCUUUUCUGCAGACCGUGAAGGACAAAGCGCUCCAGAGCAUGGCCUCCAUGUCCUCGGCUCAGAUCGUCUCCGCCACCGCCAUCCACAACAAGCUGGGCCUGCCGGGCCUCCCGCGGCCCGCCUUCCCCGGAGCCGCUGGGAUUUGGCAGGGCAUGAUAACAGCAGGCCAGCCAGGAUCAUCACAAGACAUUAAGCCCUUUGCCCAGCAAGCCUACCAGAUCCAGCCAACAGUCACAACAUCCAUUGCAGGGUACGAGUCCCCCACAGCUCAGACGCCUACCGCCCCAGCCUGGCAGGGCCGCUCCAUUGGGACAUCCAAACUGCGGCUGGUGGAGUUCUCCGCCUUCCUGGAGCAGCAGCAUGACCCUGACUCAUACAACAAGCAUCUCUUUGUGCACAUCGGACAGACGAAUCACUCCUACAACGAUGCCCUGCUGGAGUCUGUGGACAUCCGUCAGAUUUACGACAAAUUCCCCGAGAAGAAGGGGGGCCUAAAAGAACUGUUUGGCAAAGGGUCACAGAACUCCUUCUUCCUCCUCAAGUUCUGGGCCGACCUGAACUGCAAUAUACAGGACGACACAGGGGCCUUCUAUGGCGUGACCAGCCAGUACGAGAGCUCGGAGAACAUGACCAUCACCUGCUCCACGAAGGUCUGCUCCUUUGGCAAGCAGGUGGUGGAGAAGGUGGAGACGGAGUACGCGCGGUUUGAGAACGGGCGCUUCGUGUACAGGAUAAGCCGGUCGCCCAUGUGCGAGUACAUGAUCAACUUCAUCCACAAGCUCAAGCACCUUCCCGAGAAGUACAUGAUGAACAGCGUCCUGGAGAACUUCACCAUCCUGCUGGUGGUGACGAACAGAGACACGCAGGAGACGCUGCUGUGCAUGGCCUGCGUGUUCGAGGUGUCCAACAGCGACCACGGCGCCCAGCACCACAUCUACAGACUGGUGAAGGAGUGAACCGCCCCCCCCCCCCCCCGCGCCAAAGCCUUUACCACACGGACUGAACCUCAAUGCAAGUGGCAGUGCCUCUACAUAAAAACCAGACCCUCCUUUGGGUAAAGCCUAUUAUUAUUGUUAUUAUUACCAUUUUUUAACGUAUACGUGUAUGACUGCAGCUGUGAAUUGCGGUACAGUUGUUUUAUGUUUUGAUACGGGGGGGGGGUCUACAUAUUAACGAGUGACUGGUCAAUGUCUGUCUGCGGGAAGAUAUACAUGUAUAUAAUCAGGCAGGACAUAAAUACUAAACAGGAUUACCUGUUGGGGGGGGGGGGGGUUGCAUUUGGUGAACACUUUGUUUCUUCUCUGUUUUUAUCCUGUGAUGUCCACUACAAACAAAAAAAAACCCUGUAGCCUUUGUUUCAUGGGUUAUGUUAACUACACAGCUGUAUGUUUGAUUGUGUAAGAGAGUGACUGUGUGUGUAUGCAGUGCAGUCCCUAUUCGGACAGUGACACUUGUGUUGUUUUGGCGCUCUCUAGCACAGCGGAUUUGAAAUGAAGCGAUGGAUGCGAUGUUGUGCAGACCGUGGGCUGUAAUUCGGGGUCGUAUGCAUCCAUAUCGGGUGACGCACGUAGGAAUUACAGCCCAAACCAGUGUGGUGGAGCAGAAACAAAGCUCCAAAAACAAACUGUGUCGCUGUCCAAAUCCUUACGGGCUGCACUGCCCAUCUCCGUGUCCAUGCACACAGGCACAUUUCCAAAGAAAAGUAUUUGAAAUGAAUAAUUUCCAUUCACAAAUAAAAAAUAUUUAAAGGACAGUUCAUUGUGGCUGUCGUUGUGACAAGGAAACUAUACUAAAAGAUUCAUAACUUUAAUCAGUUCAGAAAUCCCACCUGCUCAUUACUGACACUAAUAACCUACAAAAGAAAUGUAAUGCACUGUGAGAACAUUAAGCAUAUAUGUAUAAUAUUUUGGCCUUGGCCAAACUACUAAAAUUGCAAUAAGAAAACCUGUAUAUUUUUAGCCUGUUAAAUGUUUUUUUUUUUCAGUAUGUAAAAAGAAAACAAAAACAGCUGCAUUAAAAACACUAAAGUAAAAGAAAUAAACGAAAGUACCACACUAAUUCUCAGAUUUAUCUUCACCCUGUUCUAGGCACUUGGCUCUUCUGAUGGUGCACAAUUUACCAAGGCGUGGUUCCGUUUGUCUGUUAGCCACAAAAUGCAUUAAAAGGCCUGGGAUCACUUUAAGAAUGUCAGGCAAUGCUAGGAAAACACUUAGCACUGCAUUUGGAUGGCAUUUAAAUGAUGUCAUUAAUUAUAUCCGGGUCAUAGUGGCUGUUUUGCAGCCACAGGCGUGUCCCAUAAGCCCAAGGCCUACCUUUCUCUGUGAUUCCAAGCCUUAAUGAAAUACAGUGGUGUGAAUUCCAAAAGAUGCCUCUUAAGCUGUGAGUUCUUCGCCAAGCUGGGAAGACUUUGUCAUUGUCAUUUACACUAUUGUACAGAACUGCCAAAGUAUAACUGUAUACAGUGCCUUAGUGUAUGUUGUAAUUACAGACCAAUUAACUUGUAGAAUGUCUCAUUAAAUAAUACUCCCAAGGUCAGUGUGCGUGUGCGUGCAUGUGUGUGUGUGCACGUGUGUGUGUGUGUGUGUGUGUGUGUGCGUGUGUUAAAAUGCACAAGUCAUUGUCUCUCAAACAUGUAGAUACCGGCUGUCUCCAUACCUUAUCAAAACUAACCAUGGCAAGCAGAGGAUGGCUUCAAGAUCUGUUUGUACAAACACUGGCAUGGGAUGUACACUUUAGAGUAAGACAACAUAUACUAAACUUUGCCUUUCCUUGUCUAAAAGACCAAAAAUCUAUUGAGGUGUAUUGGAACUCUAAUCUUUCCCUGCACUGUAGCAUGAAUGUGCCUUCGGUUUGGACUUUCAAGCAUAGAAAAGACAUUAAGAAUAACUACUAGUAGCAAAACCAAAAUAAAAGACAAAUUAAAAUGACUAAAUACAAUAGCCUAAGUGAGAGUGAACUGAUCACCACAAUGCCUUUUUAAGUUUUGUAAUAACACGGUGAGACAGAAUGUGUUUCAAUAGAGAUUAUAUGAAUUAUUGAGAAAGCAUAGUGUGGCACAGUGCAAAGUGGUAUAAAAGAUAUAGAUCUGUUCAUUAGUGUAAUGUAAAUCCCCCAGGAUGGGGCCAUUCUCUUAAAUGGCAGACUUGUUCACUGCAAGUCAUUUUUAACCCUUUAUUUACCCAUGCUUUUGGAAUCGUUGUGCUCACAAUUUCAGGUUUUAACAGCCUAAACAGCAGUUGGCUUCAAAUAGUCCCUCUGCAUUAAGGAAUGACCAUUUGGAGGUUCAUUACGAACUGAAUUAAAGCAGAUGUAUUUGUGUCUACACUGAGGCUUAUGAGUGAAUUGUAAGCAGUACAAAGGGCUUUGGGGAAAUGGAUAACUCAUCAUUUGGAUGGCUGCACAGUGUAUUACAGAUAUUCUUAGGUGGAGGAAAAGUCCCAAGUUGUCAUAAAUUUUACAGACCACACAGCUGACAGAAUGAAGGAUGUUAUGUAAUGUACUUUGAGCUGCUGUUAAGCUACUGUCUGAAGAUUCACUUUAAUGCCGUAGAAGAUGCACUUCUACACGGAUGUUUUUGUUGUCCUUGCAGGAAUUCAUGUUGGAAAUGUUGGUUCCUGAAUUGUAUUAAAAUUUGAAUAAUACUUAAAAUAGUUUCAAAUCAUGGAAAAUCCCUUUAUGGCUCCAUUGUAAAAUAAAAAAUAUUCACUUAUAAGGGGGAGAAAACAAAUGCAGUCCAAGUUGGUAUGAAUGCCCAGUAUGUUGCUAUGUGGCUGAAGACGACAAUGGAGUUUAUCAUCUUGAAUCAAACAGCCACAGCCUCUGUUGAACUUUGGUUUCUGUGUGUUUUUUUAAUCAUUUUUGUUUGCCAGCUAUUUUGUCAUGUGUACCUGUGUUCUGAUAUAUGAAUAACUUAAAGAGAUGAGCUCAGUUCUUGUUUUGUUGUACAUGUAUACAAUGGUUUGUGUGAAGACUUCAGUACAUACAGAAGUCAAGUCAGUGGUGAUACUGUUGAUGCUGUACUGCUGGUACUUUUGACAGUCAGUUCCGUUUUGAAACCAUUUAGAAUACCUCUCGUUUCAUGGGGAUUGUAAGACUAUUGCCUUUCAUACCGUGAAUGUUUGCGAGAUAUUUUAAUAAGACACUGAACCACGUCUGGGGGAAUUUUGACGCAAACAUAUCAGCAGUUAAGCUCUUAUUACGUGUUUGUAUUUUGUCUUUAUGUGUAGGUACUGGUACCUUUUUUUUUGUUUAUAACCAUUUUAAAUGUUUGGCUUUAAAGUGAAAUUUUCUUUUGUUCAGAAUACAGUAGUGUCAUGGAAACUGUUGGGGUUUGUGUGCAGAGAUUUUUUUAAAGGUGCUUUUGUAUAAAGAGAAUCACGUAUCCUGGCUUUUCUUGGUACAAAUGUGAGAUAUCGGCUGUCCGCGAGGACAGUGCAGUGCAGAGGCGGCUGUCUUGCCGUGCCUGCACGUGGUUUCUUCACUGCAAACGCUCUCGUAUUUGCUCUGUAACAUUUUGAUGCCUUCUUGAUAAAGUGGUAGAUAUUUUGUAGCUUUCUAGGGACUUUGUAUGCAUACAAUAUCAAACAAAAAUAAAUGAUUAAAAAUGUGA
Molecule: messenger RNA, 5324 nt
Organism: Anguilla rostrata (American eel)
Lineage: Eukaryota; Metazoa; Chordata; Actinopteri; Anguilliformes; Anguillidae
Gene: tead1b
Product: TEA domain family member 1b
Exons: 14
Coding region: 316-1671 (451 amino acids)
Biological process (GO): hippo signaling; embryonic organ development; regulation of transcription by RNA polymerase II
Cellular component (GO): transcription regulator complex
Molecular function (GO): RNA polymerase II cis-regulatory region sequence-specific DNA binding; DNA-binding transcription factor activity, RNA polymerase II-specific
Source: RefSeq, a predicted model, not a curated record